UGAUUAUCGCAUUUGUGAAAUUGAUGAUUUAGUGCCAUAUUCAUCACAAAUUGUAAUUCACAAUAUAAAAGACAUGAAAACUCACUCUCACUGCGCAAAACUUUUGUCACAUUAGAGUUGCAAACAUGAAUUGAAAAUUGAGGAAUAAAACUAGAAUUCACACAAAAUUAUUGCUAAAGUAAGAGAUAAUGUCUGUGACAGCGAAACCCAAUUACGUGAUCCGAAACAUCCGAUUGUCUGAUUGCGAUGAAGUGCGAGACAUAUGGCGAUCCGUUAACUUCGGGAUCGUUAAGUACGCCAAUGAAGUGAUGAUUAAUUUGGAUCCAAACGGCAUAUUCGUUGUCGAGGACACCGAUUCCGGGAAACUGUUGGGAUAUGUGGCGGCCGUUAAUCUGUCAGAUGAUCUGGCAUUCAUUGGUGGCUAUUGCGUGAGACCGGACUACAGGGGCCACGGAAUCGGACAAAAGCUGUGGAACACAGGAAUGGCACACAUGGGGGACAGGAAUGUGGGCCUCUUUGCAUUCACUGUGAAAAUGUUUGAGAUAUACAGAGAUCACCACAACUUCAAGUGUAUCCCCGAUAGAUAUUUACAUCAUUUCAGAGGACAAUUCAAUCCUUGUGCAGACAUUAUCAAUGAAAUGGCGGGAAUCUCUGUGGUUGCCAUCACUGAUGCAAAUGUGUCGGCUGUGGUUGAGUACGACAAAGCAAUCUGCGGUUUAGACAGACGUGUAAUGAUUUCGGGUUUCGCCAAAACGCCGGGAGAUAUCAGUUUAGUGGCCGUUAAUGAGAGAAAUGAAGUGUUGGGCUAUAGUUUCCUUUUACAGACAGUAAACGAUGAGAUCAUGACCUUUGAACCUCUCUAUGCAAAUGACCCACAGAUCGCCGAGUUAUUGGGCAACAAAUGUUGCCAGCUCAUACCCGCUAAUAAAACUACUGAUAUUUAUUGCAAAUGUUGGAAUUUUCACCAUAAAUCCCAUGAAUUUGCUAAGAGAUUAGGCUUAAAGGUAGUGAGGGAUCAGUUGACAUCAUUUACUAAAGAGAUAGUUAACGGAGAUUUGGAUAAAGUCUUCGCUAUCCAGAGCACUGUCUUCUAUUCGUUUUAAUGGUUAAAGUUUUAAUUUGAAUAAAAUAUAUUUUAUAAAUUGUUUGUACAUA
Messenger RNA from Oppiella nova, 1155 nucleotides. The record is from the annotation of a GenBank genome assembly. Lineage: Eukaryota; Metazoa; Arthropoda; Arachnida; Sarcoptiformes; Oppiidae.